This is a messenger RNA of Varanus komodoensis (Komodo dragon), 3748 nucleotides long. It is a transcript of the gene HELQ, whose product is annotated as helicase, POLQ like. The transcript is spliced from 18 exons. The record is from RefSeq and is a predicted model, not a curated record. NCBI's taxonomy places the organism in Eukaryota, Metazoa, Chordata, Lepidosauria, Squamata, Varanidae. Bases 184 to 3315 code for a protein of 1043 amino acids. Gene Ontology annotation, molecular function: ATP binding; nucleic acid binding.
GGUACAGUCCUCGCACGGGCUAGAGUGCUACCUUGACGAGAGCUGGGCGGUUCCAUUAUAUAGGGAUGGGGGACCGGCUCCUCCGCUGCUUUUCCUGAGAAGAAGCUUCCUCUGCUGCCUUUGCGGCCGGCGCAGAAUUGGCAGGCCCUGACGGGAGCCAGGCGCAGGCUAUGCUGCUGCCUCAUGGAAGGCGAUGGGAUCGCUGUGCGGAGGACGCGGGAGCGGCGGCCACGACGACGGUCCUGUUCGUUUGGCAAAAGGAGCCGCGACCGGGCCUGCUCCCGGUCGCCGCCCGCCCGCAAGAAACUGAGCUCCGGCGGAGAUGGGGGCGUUCAGGAGGGACCGGUGGCUGAGGACAUUGAUAGUGAAAAUGACAUGUUUGGGGACUACGAUAGCAUUCUUGGCAACAUGUUGCUAGAUGAAGUAAAUGAUAUAGAGCAAAAAUGCAUGCAGUCCAUUGAUGAUGGUCUGGAAUCUAAAAACCUAGAUGUUCAGCUACAGAAUGCCAAGAAUAAGAUACAGACAUUUUCAGCUUCCAACGGAGGAGAAAGUGAUUCCUCAAGGACUAAGAAAGGACAGCAGAAUAGCAGCCUGAGCCCUCAAGAGGAUAGUCUAGAAAACUUGCCAUCAUCACAACUUUUAUGUCUUGAAAAAUUAGACGAAUGUUUAGUUUGUCCUAACAAAGCAGAAAAUGUGAAAGAAAGAGCCUCUUGCAUGAAUCUGAGUACCGAUAAGGUAUCUGAUCUACCUUAUUGCCAUGAUACAGAGUAUGCUAUUGACCAUAGCAAACAAGCUGCAGGUGCAUUGUCUGAACCAAGUAGGAGAAAGAGUCUCAAAGAUCAUCUCAAAAGUGCAAUGACGGAAAAUGCCAGAACUUCAACUCCACUGAUGUCUAAAAGUAAACAGCUCAAAGAAGCUGUUGUCUCUGAAGAGGCUAGUGUCGCUGAGAAAAACUGCCAAACCUCAAUUGUGGAUAUUGGUCCUUUUUAUGGCUUACCCACUAAAGUCAAGGAGCUGCUACUACAGUUCAGAGGAAUUGAGAAACUUUAUGACUGGCAGCAUGCUUGCUUGACAUUAGAAUCACUGCAACAAAGAAAGAAUUUAAUAUACUGCUUGCCAACCAGUGGUGGAAAAACACUUGUUGCUGAAAUUUUAAUUCUUCAAGAAUUACUCUGCAAGCAAAUGGAUGUUUUAAUGAUCCUUCCUUAUGUGGCUAUAGUUCAGGAGAAGGUUGGGGGUUUGUCAAAUUUUGGAAUGCAGCUAGGAUUUCUUGUUGAAGAAUAUGCAGGAAGUAAAGGAAGAUUUCCUCCAAUCAAAAGAAGGCUGAAGAAAUCCCUUUACAUUGCAACUAUUGAGAAAGGACACAGCCUGGUGAAUUCAUUGAUAGAAACAGGACGAAUCAGCAACCUGGGUCUAGUUGUAGUCGAUGAGUUGCACAUGCUUGGAGAAGGAAGUCGUGGAGCUGUUCUAGAAAUGACACUCACAAAGAUUCUCUAUGCAAGCAAAACUACUCAAAUCAUUGGAAUGAGUGCAACUUUAAGCAACGUUGAAGACUUGCAGCAGUUCCUGAAAGCAGAAUACUACACAAGUAAUUUCAGACCAGUAGAAUUGAAAGAAUAUGUUAAAAUGCAAGACAGCAUCUAUGAGAUUGAUAGCAAAGCAGAAAAUGGCUUUACAUUUUCACGUCGUCUUAACUUCAAGUAUUCUAGCAAUCUGCAGAAGACGGACCCUGACCACCUUAUAGCUCUGGUGGCAGAAGUUAUUCCAAAGUAUUCCUGUCUUGUUUUCUGUCCUACUAAAAAGAACUGUGAAAAUGUAGCAGAAAUGAUAUGCAAGCAUUUGAAGAGAGACUAUAGAAAGCACAAGGAGAAAGAAAAAAUGGAUCUCAUUAUAGUCUUGACAAAUAUCUCCAAUGGAAGACUUUGUCCAAUACUGAAGCGAACCAUUCCCUUUGGAAUUGCUUAUCACCAUAGUGGUCUUACCAGUGAUGAAAGAAAACAAAUAGAAGAAGCGUAUUCUUCUGGCGUCCUCUGUCUCCUAACCUGCACAUCUACUCUUGCUGCUGGAGUAAACUUGCCAGCUCGAAGGGUUAUUUUAAGAGCUCCAUAUGUUGGUACAGAAUUCUUGAAGAAGAACCAGUAUAAGCAGAUGAUUGGCAGAGCUGGUCGUGCUGGUAUUGAUGAAGCUGGUGAAAGCAUUCUUAUAGUGCAAGAGAAGGACAGACAACUGGUUCAAAACCUGGUGUCCAGCCCCAUAGAAAGCUGCUGCAGUAACCUCCUGCUUGAGUGGAAUAAGGGUAUCCGAAGCCUUCUUUUAUCAUUGGUUGGAUUAAAGAUAGCAACCAGUUCUGAAGAGAUUUAUCAGUUCAUGUGUACUACCCUGUUCAGCAUCCAGCCACAACUUUUGCCUGAAGGAAAAAGCCUCCGGGAUGUAACCAUGGAAGUGUUACAAUGGGUGAAACAAAGCGGGCUCAUAAAAGAGAGAGCAAGCUCAGACACUGAGCAAAAUGUUCACUGUAAGCUAGAGAUCACUCCAUUGGGCCAAGCCGCUUACAAAGGGUCUGUCGAUCUGGCACAUUGCAACACACUGUAUGCCGACCUGAAGAAAGGGCUUCAGGGGCUGAUCCUGGAAAGCUGCCUUCACUUGCUCUACCUGACAACACCGUAUGAUAUGAUUCCUCAGUGCAGCCCCAAUUGGAUGAUCUAUUUUAGACAGUACAGUCAGCUAAGUCCAGUAGAACAACAGGUAGCUAACAUUGUCGGAGUGCCAGAGAGUUUUAUUACCAAAAAGGCAUCUGGACAAGCCAUCAAAAAGGAUGUGGAGACUAGUGCUGUGGGCAGACUGUACUUGUCCUUCAUUCUUCAUGCCUUGCUAAAAGAGACCAAUGUGUGGAACGUGGCAGAAAAAUUUAACACAUCGCAAGGAUUUGUUCAAACCCUUCUCAAUUCAGCUGCUUCAUUCUCCUCCUCAGUGCUGCAUUUCUGCGAGGAGCUGAAUGAAUUUUGGGUUUAUAAAGCUCUCUUGACAGAACUCACCAAGAGACUGACCUAUUGCGUUAAGGCAGAGCUUGUUCCUCUUAUGGAGGUGUCAGGGGUUUUAGAGGCUCGAGCUAAACAAUUAUACAAUGCAGGAUACAAAACUUUAGCACACUUGGCUAAUGCAGAUGCAGAAGUGCUGGUGAAGACUAUUGAGCAUUUGUCCAGACGUCAGGCCAAACAGAUUGUUUCAUCUGCAAAGAUGCUCCUGGCUGAAAAGGCUGAAGCUUUGCAAGAAGAAGUCGAUGAAUUACUGAAAAUACCAACAGACAUUCCUUGAGGCUUCCUGAUCACUGUUCCAUAUGAAUCUGAGAAUUAAAGAUCAUCUUCUACCCUAACAGCUUAUAGUUUGCAGUAUAUAGUCAUGUAAUUAAAUUUGUUUUGGUCAUAAUAAACACUCAAAAUACUUCUAUAUAUUUCCUGUCCCAUUACAAACCAAAAUGGAUUUGUUAUUGUUGCCAUUUUCAACCACCUUAUUAUUGACCUCAUGCCUAAUGAUGACUGUCAACUUAGCCUGUUAUCAUUUUUUUUCAUUCUUAAAUCUGUUCCUGUUUCAUCUCUUUAAGCAUGGCUCUAACAUGAACUUGUUGGGAAGAUGGGCUUUCCAGAGCAAACAUCAGUGUCUUGGGCUGUCCUGAAUAUAUCAGAUAAAAUCAGAUGACUUGCCUGUACUGUGGAAAUCAAAGUAUCCAAUAAAAAUGUAUUUUAAUAGC